This is a messenger RNA of Corticium candelabrum, 2812 nucleotides long. Its product is annotated as alpha-actinin-like. The coding region runs from base 40 to 2682 and encodes 880 amino acids. Gene Ontology annotation, cellular component: Z disc; plasma membrane; cortical actin cytoskeleton. Gene Ontology annotation, molecular function: actin filament binding; calcium ion binding. Lineage: Eukaryota; Metazoa; Porifera; Homoscleromorpha; Homosclerophorida; Plakinidae. Gene Ontology annotation, biological process: actin cytoskeleton organization; muscle cell development. The transcript is spliced from 27 exons. The record is from RefSeq and is a predicted model, not a curated record.
UCCUACAUCACACCCUACCGUCCUGUCGCGUGCACAGGAAUGGCCGAGGACGAGCAAGACGUAGCCUCAUAUGGCAGUGAGAAGCAAGGCUUACUUGACCCCGCCUGGGAGCGUCAACAACGGAAGACGUUCACUGCCUGGUGCAACUCCCAUCUUCGUAAGCGUGGAAUGAAGAUUGAAGAAAUCGAUCAAGACUUCUGUGAUGGGCGCAAACUGAUUGCCCUUCUCGAAGUCAUUUCUGGAGAGGCUCUGCCGUCGCCGGAGAGAGGCAAACUGCGCUUUCACAAAAUAGCAAACGUACAGAAAGCGCUCAAUUUCGUGCAGGGCAAGGGCGUCCGACUUGUCGGCAUCGGCGCUGAAGAAAUCGUAGAUGGCAACACAAAAAUGACGCUUGGUAUGGUUUGGACCAUUAUCUUGCGGUUUGCUAUUCAGGACAUCUCAGUUGAGGAGCUGUCAUCUAAAGAGGGUCUCCUGCUGUGGUGCCAGCGAAAGACGCAACCGUACAAGAACGUUAAUGUGCAGAAUUUCCACAUGAGUUUCAAAGACGGACUCGCUUUCUGUGCUCUCAUUCACCGUCAUCGUCCGGAACUGAUUGAUUAUAACAGUUUGAAGAAGAGCAAUCCUUUGGAGAAUUUGAAGACGGCAUUCGAGGUUGCUGAGAGAGAACUGGAUAUUCCACAGAUGUUGGACGCAGAAGAUAUCGUGGGAACAACCAAACCCGAUGAAAGAGCAAUCAUGACCUACGUGUCCUCAUAUUACCAUGCAUUUUCAUCCAGUCAAGCUGCUGAGACUGCCGCCAAGCGUAUUGGAAAAGUUUUGGAUGCUAACCAAGAGAACGAGAGGAUGAUUGAAGAAUACGAGACACUGGCCAGUGACCUCUUGCAAUGGAUAAAGGAUAAGUUGGCUUGGCUUUCCGAUCGUACUCCCGAGUUUACUCUGCAAGGAACACAGGACCGGCUAGAAGAGUUCAGAGGCUACAGAACCCUGGAAAAGCCGACGAAAGCUGAAGAUAAAGGUCGUCUCGAGACGACAUUCAAUACGUUGCAGACCAAGCUUCGUAUCAGCAAUCGACCAGCUUACUUACCAAGCGAAGGGAAACUUGUCAGCGACAUAGCUCAUGCAUGGAGAAAUCUGGAAACGGGAGAGAAAAACUACGAGGAGUUUCUACUGGCAGAACUCCGAAGGCUGGAACGACUCGAACAUCUUGCAGCCAAGUUCAACCACAAAGCCGAUAUACACGAGGGUUGGACUGCCGGCAAGGAGGAGGCACUGCAAGCCGAUGAUAUCUCGGGAGCCAAUCUAGCAACCGUUCUUGCUCUAAUCAAACAGCACGAGGCGUUCGAGAGCGACCUGAGUGCGCAUCACGACCGUGUGGAACAACUCGGUGCCAUCGCACAAGAACUGAAUGAACUCAGGUACAGUGCUGUGGAUCAAGUAAACGCACGACUUCAGUCAAUCAAUGAACAGUGGUCGAGGCUGGGUGUGCUUUCAGCACAAAGGCGUGAAACACUAGAGGAAGCUCGAACGCAGCAGGAACACAUCGAUGGCAUCAGACUCGAUUUUGCCAAGAAGGCUGCACCAUUUAACAACUGGAUGGAUGGAGCUAAGGAAGAUCUGAUGGAUAUGUUUAGUGUUCACUCUAUGGCUGAAAUUCAGGAGUUGCAAGCAGCACACAACACAUUCAAGCAAAACAUGAUUCAGGCGCAAGAGGAGUUUGAUUCCUUGAUGGCCGUAGCGAGUGAGAUCAGCACUCUCUCUGGGUCUUCAUACAAUCCGUACACGACCUUGACUCCGGAGGAUUUAUCUGAUAAGUGGGCUGAAGUCGUUGACUUGGUUCCUCAGAGGGACGCUGUUUUGAGGAAGGAAGAGGAACGUCAAAUUGCUAACGAGCAGCUACGAUUGCAAUUCGCCGAACAAGCGAACGUUGCUGGCCCAUGGAUUGAGCAACAGAACGAGUACGUUGCCACUCUGGGUUUACAAGCAUCUGGAAGCCUCGAAGAUCAGCUUACUUCGUUGAAGCAGGCAGACGAAGACGUGGCGGCUUUCAAGCCCAAUGUGGAUGCACUGGAGCAGUUGAACCAGGCUGUACAGGAGGCACUGAUUUUUGACAACCCACACACAUCCUACUCGAUGGAGACAAUACGGGCAAGUUACGAGCAGCUGGUUGCCUCAAUAUCACGAAACCUCAACGCUGUAGAAAACCAAAUAUUGACUCGUGAUUCGAGAGGUCUGUCAGAAGAACAGCUACGUGAAUUCCGACAAUCGUUCAACCACUUUGAUAAAGAUAAGUCUGGCCAGCUUGACAAGAACGAAUACAAGGCAUGCCUGCUCAGCUUGGGAUACAACCUAGCUGUUGGGGAAGGUGAGGAGCAAGAGUUGGCUCGAUUGAUGAGGCAGAUCGAUCCGAAUACGACCGGUUAUGUAACCUUUGAUGCAUUCGUUGACUUCAUGACCAAAGAGUCGAUAGAUGAAGACACAGCCGAGCAAGUAAUUUCGUCAUUCAAAGUGCUUGCGGGCGACAAGCCAUAUAUCACAGCCGAGGAGCUACGCAGAGAGUUACCUGCCGAUCAGGCAGAGUACUGCAUUACUCGGAUGUCGCCAUACGAGGGUCCUGACGCGGUUCCCGGCGCCCUCGACUACACCCUCUUCUCGAGUGCGCUGUAUGGGCAAAGCGAUUUGUAGGCAUGACUGAUAGACCGCUCGGUCUGGACUUUAUGCAAUCAACAAUUUAUUGCGGCUUGUUUCGUGUUUUUGUGCUCGGUGGAUGAUUUUGCUUUGUUUAUGGAUCAAUUUGUGUUGGUCACCAUGCUUA